Molecule: messenger RNA, 2892 nt
Organism: Macadamia integrifolia
Lineage: Eukaryota; Viridiplantae; Streptophyta; Magnoliopsida; Proteales; Proteaceae
Exons: 6
Coding region: 1000-2673 (557 amino acids)
Biological process (GO): regulation of asymmetric cell division
Source: RefSeq, a predicted model, not a curated record
ACUGUUCUUUGUUUUCCUUUACCCGAUAAUCACUUUCAGGUGAUCUUACUUUCAAGUUCAUGGUCGGAAUUUACGGUUGUGAUUUCAAUAUCUGCCGGAAUUAUCAGAAUUUUGAAGUAGUAGCUUAGGUUUUCCGGCGGUGAACAUCGUCGAAAUUUUCCUUUAAUAUUUUAUUUCUAUAUCGUUUUACGUACCGGAGUAGUAAGAUCGUUGGAAGGUUUUAAAAUUCAUAGAAAUCGCUUAAACCAAAGCGUAUUUAGAGAUCCCAGACGAUCUUUCAAGCCUCUUUUAUUUUUUUGGGUCUGAGUGUGAAAGGAAAUAUCUUCGUCUCAUCUUCUCUACGAAGUUCAAAUCUGUCUUUUUCUAGUCAAGUGAACUGAGGCACCGUUCUUGUCACGAAACUCCUAACUGUCAAUGCGCGUGCUCUGCUUGUUUCAAUUUCACUGGUGUUCGAUCCACCGGCGUCAUUAGGUCAAGGAAGAUUACUUGCAUUUUAUUCGAAUCAUCAGAUAAAUGCUCGUCAUUUACUAGAUUUUCUGGAGAAGAUAAGAUCGAAAAUCAACUCCGGCGGGCGGCGACAGAUGCAGAAAGAGAAAGUUUGUGUUUCUGUAAAAGAAGUGAAAGAGAAAUGUCAAGCAUUUGUGGCAAAAAAGUAAGCUUAAGGAGACGCGCUGUGGGUUAUUUAUUUCGGUGUCGCGAUAUUUAAUGCUAAAACCGCCGCUUUAGUAGGACCUUCCGGAGGAGCCGCUCCUCUUACAGAUAAAUAUGCUGAGAGAGAGCUAUUUUAACUUUUAUGAAUGCUUUAGGACCAAGGUGAACGGGCUGUCUUUUGUUCUCUGUUGUGUCGUAAAAGGAGAAGGUUUACGCUUUUAGACUAAUAAAAGGAGUGGAGACUGUAGAUUGGUUCACUUAGUUGAUGAUAUGUGCUAAUGUACGGUUGCCCAAAAUGAUGCAAGAAGCUUAUGUAAUUUAAGGACAGCCACCCUACUUUUGUAGACCAUGAAACUUGAUAAUGAGCCCAUGCGUGGUCAUUCAACACUUUUGUUUAAGCCUGUUUGCAAAUCUCUUAUCAAUCCAUUGGAGAUGGGGGAGUUGGAAUCGGAAAAUGAGAUCUUGACUGAAGACAACCAUAGAACGACAUCUGGUAUGAAGAGCCAAAACUGUGAGAAGGCAGAUUCAUUAGUGACCGAGGAACACACAGAGGACAGAGUGGGAAACAUACCAAAAUUACUCAAUUUCGUUGACAGGGAUGAUAAAAUAAAUAAGAGAGGAAACAGGAUGGAAGACUGUGUGCCACCCAGUACAAUUCCUUCAACUGAAGUGGAAUUGUCUGAGAAAGGAGAAUGUUAUACUGACAAGAAUGUUAUGGACUGCGUAGUGCCAGAGCAAAUUGCAUGUUUCAAGGUGGAUGAUUGUCAUCUGGUCAAGGACAUCUGUGUUGAUGAGGAAGCUUCUUUCCUGGACAAGGUUUUGGUAGACCAUGGUGAAGUGGAUCUUAAACGCAGCUUUCAGCCUUCUUGUUUGGAUUUUACUGAUGUAGGUAGAAAAUCAGUCGACUCCCCAUUAAUCAUUUCAGAUGGGAUGAAAUUUUCGGUUGGAGACUAUCACAAUACGGAUAUUUCCGGUCAAUGUGGUUCUCAGAACUUGUCACACAAAAGUGAUGAAAAUAUUCACCCAAAAGAUGAUAUUACACACAAUCAAAUUAGUUCAUUGGAUGAACAUAUCCGUGAAGAGAAUGUGGAAAUCCAAUUUUGUUCUAAGAAUCAAUUGCAAAAAGGAGAGGCAAAUAUUGAGGCCAAAGAUGGGAUCCCACACAACAUCCCUGAUGAGAGGGUAGUACCUGAAAAUUUGCGUUUGUUUCAUAAUUGGGAGAAAGACAACUGCCACCCCGAUUCAUACCCAUUUAAGAGUGAUAAAUGCCAGCAACAAUCUGAGCAAGAACAGCUCUGCAGUGUUGAGAGUUUGUUGCAGAAGAGUGAAGGAAAGAUUGAUGCAAAUGAGGAUAUUACCAAAGGCGUCUUUGAUGAGGUUCUUCCUCUAAAUGUGCUUUUGUUGCAAAAGCCUGAAAUUGAGAAGACUCUCCCUGCGUCAUCCAAUUUUAACGGCAGUAAAGAUGAACAGCAAUCUGAGCAGGAUACAAGCAACAAUCUCAUCACAUCGUACUCUGCUGUGUGUUCUGUGGCUGAAGAACCCAGUAACAGAAACUGUGCCGACAAGCCUCCCUUUGAUACUAAGGUGGAGAGGGAAAGCAUCACUUUUAAUUUUGACUCUCCAACAAUGAGCAGUAAAGAGGAGAACCUUCAUGAUGAUUAUGGCCAACAACAACUUCAGACUCUACCUGGGGGACUUGAAGAUGGAACAGUGGAUAGACUAUCAACUUCAAGCCGUAGCAUUUUUAUUCAAGAUGGUCACGGAGAGUCAAGUUUCUCUGCAGUGGGUCCUUUUUCAGGUCCAAUUUCAUACUCAGACCCAAUAUCACACUCAGGGCCAGUACCAUAUUCCGGUAGCAUCUCUCUCCGUUCAGAUAGCAGCACAACCAGCACCCGUUCCUUUGCCUUCCCCAUACUACAUUCAGAAUUAAAUGGCAGCCCUGUUAAAAUGGCAAAAGCUGAUCAGAGACAUUCGCGAAAGCGCCGGGGUUGGAGGCUGAAUCGUCUUUGCUGUAGAUUCUGAUUUGUCUUCAUCCACUUAGUUAAGCUCAUAUAUACAUCAUCUAAAUAGUACUCAUAAUAUUUUCUUCCUUUAUAUCCAGGCUUGGUGUGUUUAUGCAGUGGGUUCAAAUUAUACUCUUUCGAGUUGUAGAAUGUAAGUGUGAAAAAUGAGAUGUAAGCAAUAUUUAUUGAUAUCAUUGUCAUAGUCAUCAUAUAUAUAUCAAAGUAAUUUUUUUAUCAA